CUGCUUUCUCGCAACAAAGCUGAACCAUUUCUCAAUCCAAUUGUUAAGUGUGAUGAAAAAUGGAUCAUGUAUGAUAAUCGUAAGCGUUCAUCACAAUGGUUGGACAAAGAUGAACCACCAAAACACUGUCCGAAACGAGACGUCCACCAGAAGAAGCUGAUGGUCACUGUUUGGUGGUCUGGCUCAGGUGUCAUCCACCACAGCUUUAUGGAACCUGGCCAAUCGAUCACGGCGGAUGUCUACUGCUAUCAACUAGACGAAAUGAUGAGAAAUCUUGCGAUUAAACAGCCAAAAUUAGUUAAUCGGAUGACUCCAAUCCACCUGCACGACAACGCUCGACAACAUGCCGCACGAAUGACCGUGUCAAAGCUACAGCAAUUGAAGUUGGAAACUCUUCGUCACCCACCGUACUCGCCAGACCUUGCCCCAACUGACUAUCAUUUCUUUCAAAAUUUAAACAACUUCUUAUCGGGAAAAAAAUUCAAUUCCGCACAGGCUAUAAAAGUGGCGUUUCAAGAGUUCAUUGACUCCCGUGAUCCAGGCUUCUACAGCAAAGGGAUAAGUGAGUUACCUCUAAGAUGGCAAAAGUGUAUUGUUGUAUAUACACAUAUAAGUAUGUGCAUACUUUGAUUAAAAAUAAAAUGUUCUUAUUGGAAAAAAAUCGAAUUCACAUAUGUGCCUUUUUUGCUCCAUUUCAUACUUGACAA
Messenger RNA from Ceratina calcarata, 707 nucleotides. Its product is annotated as histone-lysine N-methyltransferase SETMAR-like. The record is from RefSeq and is a predicted model, not a curated record. Gene Ontology annotation, biological process: replication fork processing; mitotic DNA integrity checkpoint signaling; double-strand break repair via nonhomologous end joining. Gene Ontology annotation, molecular function: double-stranded DNA binding; histone H3K36 methyltransferase activity; DNA topoisomerase binding. Lineage: Eukaryota; Metazoa; Arthropoda; Insecta; Hymenoptera; Apidae. Gene Ontology annotation, cellular component: nucleus; condensed chromosome; site of double-strand break.